Molecule: messenger RNA, 308 nt
Organism: Closterium sp. NIES-67
Lineage: Eukaryota; Viridiplantae; Streptophyta; Zygnematophyceae; Desmidiales; Closteriaceae
Source: the annotation of a GenBank genome assembly
AAAGAAUUAUGAGCCAGAAGGGCAAAGAACGAGUGGACGAGGAGGAGGAGGAGGAGGAGGAGGAGGAGGAGGAGGAGGAGGAGGAGGAGGAGGAGGAGGAGGAGGAGGAGGAGGAGGAGGAGGAGGAGGAGGAGGAGGAGGAGGAGGGGAGGAGGAGGGGAGGAGGAGGAGGAGAGGAGGAGGAGGAGGAGGAGGAGGAGGAGGAGGAGGAGGAGGAGGAGGAGGAGGAGGAGGAGGAGGAGGAGGAGGAGGAGGAGGAGGAGGCAGGGGUUAGGAUGGUCUAGCCCUUUACCGCCUUUUUGCAGUUG